AUGAGCCUAAGGAAUACAGAGGGCUGGAUCGGAGCUGUCUCCUCUUUCCGUUCGUGCCCCACGGCCUUCCUCUCUGCCUAUGGGGCCAGCGAUACCUUUGUAGAUGACCUGUUGCAGGAGUUGCAAAAUGAAAAGCUGGGGGAGCAGAUCAAGGUCUCCAUGUUGUCGCUCCUCUUGGAAUACCCCACUCUGUUGUGCCCAGAUGCCAAGGCGGGGCAAGAGGCCGCGGCCUCCUUGCUGUCCCUUUAUGCCCAGCUGGGUCCCUCGCCCAAACUGCUGUCUCUGCGGUGCCACCUGCUUUUCGCAAUGGGGACGGUGCUGCUGGCCACGGAGGCCUUUGGCGAGGACGGCCAGACUUCCCACGAAUACCUCUCCCUGCUGUUCCACCUGGCUUCGGACCUUAAUGACCGCCACGGGGGCCCUGCGGAAAGACCCCUGCGGGCAGCCGCCUGCGAGUGCCUGAGAGAGGUGGAAUGUUGCCACCCCGGUUUGCUGUCGCGGCGCUUGGAGACCCUGCAUUCCUUGCAGCAGCAGGAAGCCUCUCCGGCCCACCAGGGUUACACGUUGCUCUACAGCUUGGCUCUGCGGAACGCGAUCUUGCUACUUGCGCGGGGUGGCCAGGGAACCCUGGGGGAGCUUCUGGCUGGCAGCGAGGGUCUGGUCUGGGGGGCUACAAAGGAGCUGGGCGACCUGUCCCUGGCCGCUCUCAACCAGCUGCUCCUCAUGCCCUCGUCCGAGGACCUCAAGGAGUUGAAAUCGGUGGUCUCGGCCCUGUUGGACACCUCCUAUCUCUUGUCCCCCGCUGCCCAGAGCCACCUCCUGUGGCACUUGGCCCAAGCCGUGAGCGUGGUGCGCACGCAAUCCCCCGCCAUCUUCAAAGCCCAGCUGGUGCGCCUCUUUGGCACAGCCGACGCGGCGCUGCUGCACGCCAUCCUGCAGCUCAAGUCUCUCUUCACGGACAGCCUCUUCACUGCCGAAGAUGAGGCGUUCUUGCUGCGCCGCCUGGUGGGCAUGGCCCAGCACCCUGCUCUGCCCGCUCCGGUGAAACUCUUCCACCUGGACUGCCUCCUGCAUUUCCCUGAGAACCGGCCGCUGGGCUCGGGCCCGGAGGAGGGCCUGCCAGUUUUGCUGACUCCCCGCACGAUCUCCGGCCUUUUCCCCGGGCUCUUCCAGGAUCAGGGCACCGUCCUAGCCCGGCUGAACCUGCUGUGCCUGGUGUGCAUGGAGAGCGAAGGACCGGCUGCCGAACAGGGGGUAAGCUACCUUUUGGAGCAUGUGCUGGCCCUUGGGGGGUUGGUGGCCGGGAAAGGCGGGCAGGAGGCCUCCCGGCUCUUUUUCCGAGCAGCCUUCCUUUUUGCCCGGUACUUUGGCUCGCGGGCGCAGCCCAUGGCGGAGCUGACCCGCUGCCUCUUGGACCUCUAUCGCCAGAACUGCCCUCUGGCGCCAAAUGUUAUCAACCUUUUGGACGAAGCGUGGGCGGUGCUGGAGGAGCCCGGCUGGGCGGGUUCGUUUGCUCGCGGCUUGCAAGAGCUGAUUGUGGGGUUACCCUUGCAAGAGAGGGAGCUGAGCUGGCAUCUCAAGGUCUUAGCCAGGCUGGCAAAGGAGAAGGACAUCCCCCAAAGGAGCACCAUGCGCUUCCUGAGACGCCUGGUUGCCUCGGACCGACUUGGGGACUGGCGCUCGGGACAAAUCCUCCUGAGCGUCUGCCGCAAUUUGAUGCAGCUUCAACCGCUGCCUGCUCCGUCCCAGCUGGCAGACCUCCUGCAGGCUGUCUCCCUCUGCCACGUAGAUGUAGACGUCCGAGACCGGGCUCGGUUCUACUACACCCUGCUGGCCAGCCUCUCUGAUGAGAAACUCGGGGCUGUUCUGGCCCCGCAGGGCCCCAUCAAGGCCCGAACGCUCUCCUCUUCUAUUGUGGCCGACAGCGAGAGCUUUGUGGCUUCUCUGACGGUGCACCCUGCUGUGCGAGCCCCCAUGCGGUUGGAGAGGGUAGGGAAGAGCAGCGAUGGGCCUGUGGCCCCCCACUCUGCGCAAGACGUGGACAGCUAUUGCCGGUGGCUGCUGGAGCCGCGGCCCCCCUCACAGCUCCACCUGACAUACCAGCUGGUCCACUCGGGACCCCCCGAUCCCCCCUGUGACCUCUUGCUCUGUGUGGUGCUGCGCUUUGAGUGCUCCGACCGGCAUUAUGAGCCCGUGCCGGAACUGUGUGUGCCCUGCCUCUCGGCACGCCACCCACCCCAGGCUGUGACCCUGACGCUGCAGCCACGUUGUCCCUACCCCACGUGGGUCAACGUCUUUGCCCUGUAUACCACGCAGAAGGGUCUCACCCACUGCAGCCAGCUAGAGCCCCUGGAAGUAGCUUUCCCUGACCUCUUUUUGCCCCUGAUGUUGCCAGCCUGGCCCCCUGAGGAGCGGCACCAUCUCUUUGGCGCUCUUUGGCACCAGCUCCACCCGGACACCAACGAGACUUGCGCCGAAAGCCUCAUCUGCUGGCCCGUGCCCCCUCAAUCCCUGGCGCGCUUGGUGCAGGAUCAUUUUGCUGGGUACAUUCUCGCCGAACAGUCGGGCUCGUACGAAAUCGGCAUGGCCCUGCCGCCGCAGUAUCACAUUCUGCUGCAAGUGCAGAGCGUUAAAGAUGCCGCCCGCGUGAGCAUCCGGACGGACAACUGGAAACUCUUACCUUCCCUGAACAGCUACUUGCUGGGUCUUGUGGAGGCCGGGUGAGGGGGAAGAGGGACUGUUGGAUGAACUCCUGUUGGGAUGUGCACAUGUAAUAAAUAAAAAUCUUUU
Molecule: messenger RNA, 2790 nt
Organism: Euleptes europaea (tarantolino)
Lineage: Eukaryota; Metazoa; Chordata; Lepidosauria; Squamata; Sphaerodactylidae
Gene: AP5B1
Product: adaptor related protein complex 5 subunit beta 1
Exons: 2
Coding region: 1-2724 (907 amino acids)
Biological process (GO): endosomal transport
Cellular component (GO): lysosomal membrane; AP-type membrane coat adaptor complex
Source: RefSeq, a predicted model, not a curated record